Messenger RNA from Eremothecium sinecaudum, 1038 nucleotides. It is a transcript of the gene HUT1, whose product is annotated as UDP-galactose transporter HUT1. The record is from RefSeq and is a predicted model, not a curated record. The transcript has a single exon. Lineage: Eukaryota; Fungi; Ascomycota; Saccharomycetes; Saccharomycetales; Saccharomycetaceae. The coding region runs from base 1 to 1038 and encodes 345 amino acids. Gene Ontology annotation, molecular function: UDP-glucose transmembrane transporter activity; UDP-galactose transmembrane transporter activity. Gene Ontology annotation, biological process: UDP-galactose transmembrane transport. Gene Ontology annotation, cellular component: endoplasmic reticulum membrane; Golgi membrane.
AUGCCUAAAUCAAGUCUUAAGUUGCUGAUUGCAAUACUUGGUAUUUAUGCAACUUUUUUAACGUGGGGAUUGACUCAAGAACCGCUAAAUACCAAAAUAUGGCAAAAUUCGGGCGCCAGGUUUGAACACCCGUGUUUUAUUGCCCUUGUUCAGGCCCUAUUUGCGAUGGUGAUGGGUGGUGCUUAUUUAGCCGCUAAGAAAACGGAUUAUGGCCCCAUUGAGCUUAUUCGUGAUCAGUUUCAGUACUUGUUAGGUAUUUCGUUAACGCAGUCGCUGUCGGCCCCAAUAGCGAGCCAUUCACUUCACUAUGUGGAUUAUAUGUCAUACAUGCUGGCAAAAAGCUGCAAACUGAUUCCAAUUAUGAUGGUGCACCUGGUCGUGUACAGGACUAGUAUUCCGCGGAAAAAGAAGAUCGUGACAGCGCUAGUGAGCGGUGGAAUGUCGCUUUUCAGUCUAGGUAGUCACCCUUCUGCAGAAGAGCUUCCUCCAUCAAAUAGUUCAUUAUAUGGAUUACUUACUUUGGGGCUGAGUUUGUUCCUAGACGGUAUUACAAAUGCUACCCAGGAUAAGCUCCUGAAGAAGCCCUCUCAGAAACGCAUCACAGGCGCGCAUCUGAUGUUUGCACUGAAUUUGUUUGUGGUUGUAAGUUACUUGCUAUACCUGGUGCUAUGGGAUCGUAAUCAAUGGCAAAGGGCUACUAAACAGAUACAAAUGGAUCCUAAAAUCCUGCACUAUUUAUUGUUAUACGCAGUAUGUGGUGCUGUCGGCCAGUGCUUUAUAUUUUACACGUUAGAGCACUACAGCUCCCUUGUUCUCACUAUGGUUACAGUUACACGUAAGAUGAUGUCUAUGCUGUUGAGUAUUGUUGUCUAUGGUCACAAUGUCAACUACAUACAAUGGAUCGGAAUGCUAAUAGUAUUUGGAGGGAUUAUCUGGGAGGCUGCUCUGAAAUGGAUAGGUUCUUCUGAACCAGUUAAAGAGAAAGUGCCAGUGCAGAAACAGAAGCAAAAGCAGAAACAGAAGCAGAAGCAAAGUUAG